Molecule: messenger RNA, 1695 nt
Organism: Pelmatolapia mariae (spotted tilapia)
Lineage: Eukaryota; Metazoa; Chordata; Actinopteri; Cichliformes; Cichlidae
Product: E3 ubiquitin-protein ligase TRIM39-like
Exons: 4
Coding region: 1-1695 (564 amino acids)
Biological process (GO): protein ubiquitination
Molecular function (GO): ubiquitin-protein transferase activity; protein binding; zinc ion binding
Source: RefSeq, a predicted model, not a curated record
AUGUACAACAUCAUCUGGCCCAAGAUCUGCAGCGGUUGGCCGGGCAGCGGAGCCGCUGGGGGAGCAGGUGGAGCGGGCUGGGGAUCAGACAUCACGCCAGGGUUUCAGCACCAGUGUAACGUUUGUCCUGUCAAGCAUCCACGGGACACAAGUGCAGACAUGUCUGCUGCCAGCAAUCUGCAAUCUGAAGAUCAGUUUCUGUGCUCCAUCUGUCUGGAUGUGUUCACUGAUCCAGUCACUACAUCAUGUGGACACAACUUCUGCAAAACCUGCAUCAGUCAGCACUGGGACAUGAAUCAGAGCUGUCAGUGUCCCAUGUGUAAAGAAACUUUCAAAACUAGACCUCAGCUGAGGGUCAACACCUUCAUCUCUGAGAUGGUUGCUCAGUUCAGACAGCAACAAGCUGCCAAACCAGGAGAAGUUCCCUGUGACGUCUGCACUGGAACCAGACUGAAGGCCCUGAAGUCCUGCCUGGUGUGUCAGACCUCCUACUGUCAGACUCACCUGGAGCCUCAUCUGACAGUGAAAGGUCUGAAAAGACAUCAGCUGAUUGAUGCUGUGGAGAACCUGGAAGACAGGAUGUGCACAAAGCACGAUAAACUUCUGGAGCUGUUCUGUAAGACCGACCAGACAUGUGUCUGUGUGCUCUGCUCUGUUUUAGACCACAAGAACCACAAGUUUGUUCCUCUGAGAGAAGAAUAUGAAGGAAAGAAGGCAGAGCUGGAGAAGACAGAGGCUGAGAUUCAGCAGAUGAUCCAGAAGAGACGACGGAAGAUUCAGGAGAUCAAAGAGUCAAAGUCUGUUAAGAGACACCUGAAGGUGUUCAUAACGGAAAUCGAAGACAAACGGGAAGCAACAGAGAAACAGGCUGAAGGUCUCAUCAAAGAUCUGGAACAGGAAAUCUCUGAGCUGAUGAAGAGUAGCUCUGAGGUGGAGCAGCUCUCAUGCUCUGAAGACCACCUCCACCUCCUCCAAAGCUUCUCCUCCCUGAAAGAUGCUCCACUCACCAAGGAGUGGACAGAGGUCAGAGUCAAUCCGCCAUCAUAUGAGGGGACUGUGGUGAGAGCUGUGGUUCAGCUGGAGGAGACAAUCAGGAAAGACAUGAAGAAGAAGCUGUUUGAGGCUGAGCUGAAGAGGGUCCAGCAGUAUGCAGUGGAUGUGACUCUGGAUCCUGAUACAGCUCAUCCUGAUCUCAUCCUGUCUGAUGAUGGAAAACAAGUUUAUGAUAGUGAUAUGAGGAAGAAUCUUCCAGACAACCCAGAGAGAUUUUCUUACUCUCCCUUCGUUUUAGGAGAGCAGAGUUUCUCUUCAGGUACAUUUUAUUUUGAGGUUCAGGUUAAAGGAAACACUGAGUGGGAUUUAGGAGUGGCCAGAGAGUCGAUCAACAGGAAGGGAGAAAUCACACUGAGACCUCAGGAUGGUUUCUGGGCUGUAGUGCUGAGAAAUGGAAAUGAGUACAGUGCUUGUGCAGGUCCUUCAUUCCCCCUCUGUCUUCAGUCUAGUCCUGAGAAGGUGGGGGUGUUUGUGGAUUAUGAGGGGGGUGUAGUCUCCUUUUAUGAUGUAGGUGCUGCAGCUCUGAUCUACUCCUUUACUGGCUGCUCCUUCACUCACAAACUGCUCCCAUUCUUCAGUCCCUGUAAUAGUGGUAAAAACUCUGCACCUCUUAUUAUCUGUCCUGUCAAUCAAACUGAGUAG